GAACAGGUGUCUCGCGUCAUGCGUUUCUAAACUGAAAAAUGUUUUGUCAGGUAACCUUAAAAUGUGAUUUAUGUAGUAACUUGUUUUAUUUAAGUUAAAAAUAUCAUUAAAUAUUACCUAAUCGAGUAGAUUAAACAUACUCAGGUGAGGUAGAUAUCUACUCAAGAUAAUAUCUACACAGUUUCGCUUUUAACGCUAUAUCGCAGCUAACCAAUCCGCAUCCAGAACCGAAAGUAUUCGUUUUAUAACUAUCAUCCUAUCAGAUCCGUCUGAUUUUAAAAGAUAAUUUUUAUUUUAUAUUUUAUUUUCUGCCUCCUUUAAAAAGAAAAAACUCAAAAUAAACUGACAGAGAGAAGCACUCAAAUAUAGACAGGGGGAGUCGGUUAAUAAUUGUCCACCUUACGAUGCGCGAGCAUUACACCUGUGCUUGUUUGCGCGCGAGCAAAGUCUGCGCGUCAGGGGGGGAAAAAAAAGAAAAGUUCCACGAGCGCGACGGUGACGCGCACCGAGAGUUGCGGAGCGUGUGAGUCCUGAAGGGCAAAUAAGAGACUGGAGAAAACGACCUUAAUCAUAUGAAGGUGCAUUUCUCUCAUUCCUAUUUCAUAUAGGCGCACAUGCAUUGCAUUGCGCAUGUUGACAGAAUAGAUUAUGUAUAUGUCGAACAUUUAAAUGAUAAGAUCUUGUGUCUGACAAGCAAAGCGUCAUCAUAGGUUUUGGUGGGCAUGAUUUCACUGGUGACCUACAGUAGCACGGGAUGCGCCACACAAAGCAAAGGGUCUGAAAUACCAGACGGGAGACACAGAGACCUUCAGGAGGCUCAUAACAUCGAUUCUUGAGGAUAUAUUUAUUUGUUACCGGAUAUAUAUUUCUCUGGACCGUAAGGACGUACUCUACUUCCACCGGGAAUUCUGCUCCGAGGAAGCCGGUAUAAAUGAAAUGCCCGGAAUGCAUGGAAAACUCUCCUGUAAUAUAACAUAUAGCCCUUUGGGAUUAUUAUAGCUAGGUGUUUAUAAUACAUACGGCCAUCUGAGCAUCUCAAAAGCCUUUAUACUCAAAGCAGUCUCUUUUUAUAUGCUUUAAAACUUAAGAUAUAUUUUAUUUUGGUUUAUUUUCUCAUUAAACCAUGACAGGAAUGACAAUUGCCCUGUUUUUUGAGAAUCUUCUGAGUAAAUUGUCCCUGUUUGGAUUAAAGAUGUUGGAUUCGGAUGUGAAAGUGGAAUAAUCAUUCAUCGAGAAUUAACAGCUCUAAGGACUGGACGUUGGACCUCUGUUAUAUUAUUUACACAACUAUUUCUGACUUUUCUUGGUGAACUCAAACAAUGGGGAUCAAGCUGAGAGUUAUUCUGGGAAUGUUUCAGUUCGUCUCACUUACCAGAAUACCCACACAAUGUGCCAAGACACCGUCAGACCACUGGAUCCCAGCAGAGAGUCACAGAUCUGGAGAAGUGGUGAGGUGGUUGGAUGUGUAUCAGAAAAGCGGAUGUCAUCCCAGAGAGACGCUGGUGGAAGUUUGGCGGGAGUUUUCGUGGGACACGCAUCACCUCUUCCUGCCGUCGUGUGUAACACUGCGCCGCUGCGGAGGCUGCUGCUCCGAUGAGGCGCUCGAGUGUGUGCCAUCACAAACACACACACUUGUAAUGGAGCUCAUGAGGACCUCAUACAUGAAGCAUGAACUUGUGCAGCUGCCUUUCAUUGAACACAACCAGUGUGAGUGCAGGCUAAAAGCAAAUCUUUACGCAGAGCCAACCAGGCAAGGCCCCCAGACAACAAGAAGAGGCAAAAAGCGACAAAAGGGGAAACCAAAACGAAAGAAACACAUUGGGAAAAAUUCAUUCAGGACUCUCGUGCCAACUACACCCCCUCCUCCUCCCCCUCCUACCCUACCGCCUAGCUCCGCCCCUCCACCACCUGCCAGAGAGGCGUGUCCACCGUGCCCCGCCCGCAGGAUGACAUCACAGCCUCCCUCUUGUGAAUGCAGGUGCAGUUUGAGGGAGGUGAGCUGUUCAAAGAGAGGGAAGACACUCAACCAGCAGAGCUGCCGAUGUGAAACCCAAAGUGAAUAGUGAAAUCAAACCACCCGUAUAAUCCACAGAUCAAACUUUGCACGGCUUUGAGGAGGUCAAAGGUUUGCUUAUUCUUUUGUCAUGGACUCUGAAGUUUGGGUCUCACCCAGAAAGAGGGUUUGCGCUUGGGAAUAAACCACAGACCCACCCCCUGGCCCAUCUGGCUAUGUCCCACACACUAUUUUAGCAGUAUUAGAUGCAUAUACAUUCUGUUUGCACUGUAUAUCCACGUCUGUACCAUGUGUAUGGAAUAUCAUCAGAUCCUAUUGUUGAGUUUAGGAAGCUUUUUGCCACUAUAAACCAAUCAACUUUAACAAUUUGACACUGUACGAUGGACAUUUAGUUAUAGUUCAGUGGGUCAAUCGCUGGAAUAUUCAGCGCUUCAGACGUAAACUGUGGAGUUCUCAUUGAGCUUUAUCCAAAACCAAUCCUGGGAUUUUCUUCAGCUUCAGUGGAUCCUCGUAGGCACGGACACACAUCUAGUGUGAUGCUAAGGACGACAAGCGUGCUCAGAACGUUCAAAGGGAAAACAGAAUAAGGAAGGAGUCUUUUUUUUUUCUACCAAACUACUUAAAGUCUUAAGUGGAGAGUUUUUGAUGGGAUGGAUGUUGACAGACCUUCAAUGUUGAGAGAACUCAAGUGUCUUGCUACACAAACAGAGUGUCUCAUCCUGAGAACAUCCUCGGAGUGUCCUCUGACCCUCUGCUUGCUUUAAAUGGUUGGAUGGCUUGAUUAGACGGAUGGACGGGUGUCUGUGUGGUCUGAGUUGUGAAUAAUAAGGAUCUGUGCGUCCAUCCUAAUUUAUUCCUGGCCUCUAUAAGUCCAUAAUGUGGCUUCACAGACUGUAUCAAUGAGUCUUUUUGUGUUUGUUUGAUUUGCUUUUUGUUUGGUUUCUUCCUUUGGGAAUUGAAAGCUUUUCCCACUGGCUAGCCAGUGAGAGGAAUGCCAAUAGUAUAGAAACCUGGCGAUAUUCCAUUGGUGCUUACCAAACACACGUCUUCUCUCUCCCACACCCCCGAUUACACUCAUUUUUCGUCUCUUUCUUUAUCCUUUUCACCUCGUCUGUCUAGUUUGUAUUCUUUCUCCCUCACACACACACACACACACACACACACUCAUGCAUACACAUACAAAUGCAAGCAGGUAAAUAUAAGCUUUCCUGUGUUGAUAUUGAAAGAAGAAUUUAUUUUAUCUAUCUUAUUCAUUUUGUAAAGAAUACUAAUGUUAUUGUAGUCCUUUUUGUUUUAAAGAAUGUUGCUUUGUGUAUCUUUGUUAAUUCAACCUAUAGAAUCAGGCUGGGUGGCCGUCGUAGACAAAUUCACAGUCUCGACUUUGUGGAAUUUGAGUAAAGAAGCUUUGAGAGCACCCGGCAAGCUUUAGAAAAAGGGAAGUGCCCAUUCUGUGUGUGUUAAGUUUUUCUUCAUCAUCUCACAGGGUUGGGAGAAUGACGUAUUUAUUUUUUAUAUUGAGAUGCAUUUUGUAUUAUGCUUUGCAAUGUUUCUUUUGGGACAUUUAAUUUGCUGCGACUGUGAUGAUCCAAGAAUAUUCAGUAUUUUUUCCUGAUUUCUUCAGAAUCAUUCCAGUUUCCAUCAAAGUCAGACCCAGCUAACAGCGAAUGUUCUCAGAACUUUGGCUAACGUUCUAGAACGGUUAUGAACAACGUUCUUCCAGUAACAUUAAUAGAAUGUUUGUUCAUAGUUAUCUGGUCUUUAAUAACAUUCUCAGAACGUAUACAUCGUUCAUGGAAUGUUUUUCUGAAACAUUUUAGUUAAAGUCAGUCCAAUGUUUUCUAACCAUCCUGUGCUCUUCGGUCAUUUUUGACUGAAAAAUGUUUUUUUUUUUUUUUUACUUAAUUGAAAUGGUACAAAACUUGGUAAAGAUUUUGGCACUUGCUAUAGGAUUCGAAAAGGUUAAAUGGUCCUGAAAAAAAUAAGCGCAUUGGAAAUGAAUUUCAUCUAGUGAAAACUUUUGGUACUGCAGCCAAACAAAAUUUUACUGAAAGCUCAUUUUUUGAGAUAUCAAGCUCAAAUAUGGAACGCAACUUGUUCAGAUUUAUGACUUUGAUUUUCUUGCAGUUUUAGAGUGUUUUUUUCGAAAAUAUAUAUUUCAUAUAAAAAUUGAAAAUAGUAUUUUUAUGCUUUUGUCAUAACAAUAAACAUAAAAUUCUUUAACUUUUUUUAAGUUAACUUUUUAAAACUUUUUUCACUUCAGCAAUAAUUUGCCAAGUGUUGCAUUUUAAAAUAGAUUAAAAUGAAGUCUGUGCUCUAAAGCAUUCAAAAUUUAUGACCGUUUAAGUUGGAAAUUUCAUUUUUAGGUCUAUGUUCAAUGAAUGAACUACAGCGUAAAUAUAAUUUACUACCAUAAAAUCCACUAAAAAAAUAUUAAAUAAAAAAACAUUAUCAAACUAAAAUAUAGUACAUUCAUUUUAUUGAAAUGAGAAAAAAAAAAAUCAUUUUUGACCGAACCGCGAAGAGCACCAGAGGGUUUAAAUGUUACUACUUUUUUCAGACGAUUCAGAGAACAUUCAACAGCAAUGUUCCCAUAAUACUUGCAAAAUGAUAUAAUAGAGAAAACAUUGCCUUAAUGUUUCCCUUAAUUCCCUGGACGUUUUGAGCGCUCUAAGAAAACAUUCAGAAAUAACGUUUUCAUAACCGUAUGGGAACAUUAGAAAAACAUUCUCAGAACAUAUUUUUGUUAGCUGGAGAGGCUGAAGGUGAAAGAUUCACUUACUUUUUUAAUGGUGGUCAUUUAACCAAACACUUCUUUUCCACCUUAUAUGUAGCAUUAUUGACUGAAAUAUGAUUUUCAAGAGCAAGGAACUGACCUCACUUUAAGUGAUUUCUCAGAUUAUUUGUUUAGUCAUUACCUGCAAUAAUGUAAAUUAUUAAGAUCCUUAUGCACCCUUUCACCCUCCAGACUAGGAUAUCCACUUACUAUCAGCAUCUUUGUUAAAGUCAACAUGAAAUGUCAUUUAACCCAAUUUACUUCUGUAAUGUGAUGUAUUUUUAGAGGAAAAAAUAGGGUGGCGCUUCAUUUUAUGCACUGGCAGUUGAUUGAAUGGUAAAAAUGGGGUGUUUCAAGCCAAACCUGAAUGUUAGUUUGCCUAAAUAGCUGUUUGGCUAUUGGUUAGCAUUAUCCAAUAGCCCUCAUGGCCUAGGUGACAUCAGCGGAAAAGGAAAGUCAUUUCAGAGACGGAGUAAGUCAUCCAGUUUUGAUGAAAGAUGUGAAUGCAACUAUUAUUUUCUUCAGAAUGAACUGCAUGUACGAUAUGACCAGUAAUGUAUAUUAUGGAAGUGAAUAGGGUUGAUUUUGGGUUCAUGUUGACUUUAAGGUCUGUUCUGUGUCGACUGGUCAAUAUGUUGUCCUGUUUCCUCGUCUUUGAUGACUGGCUUUCCUUCAACUCUGCUUGCUGCUGUGAAAUGUUCAGUGUGAAAUAUCCUGUGCUAUAAACGUAGCAUUUUCUCUCUCUCAACAGUAACAUAUAUCAACUACCUCUGUGUGUCUGUACAGUUAAUGUAACUAUCACAGUAAGAAUAUAGAACCGUGAAAAUAUAUAAAUCAAAAAAUACACAAAACGCAUACAAUAUGAAUGUACCGACAGAACUUCAGUGUUUCCAUUCUCUUCUAUGUAAAGGUAAUUUCAGAGUGCUGUCGCUUUGUUCCGCUUUGAACCGCAUCUGUCCGACAUGUAUCCAGGUAGAACAGGACACAACAGAACCCGAUCUGUACCACUGUCAAUACACGAUAUAAGCUUUGAGUGUUUGAACGUAAUUAAUAAUGGUUAUUGCUGCUAUACCAUCUGUGCCCGAUUCUCCUGUGUGAACGUGUGUGUAAUAUUUGUUACAGAGAGACAUAACCUGCUCUGCUUUAUGUCUACAGUGUGUAUACAUUCAAACGUAGGUCUGAUCACACACAUACAGUAUAUAUAAAACACAACAGCCAUAAAGCAAUGUGCUAUAUAUUAAUAUAAAUAAAGUGAAAUGUCUUAUUUUUGAGAUAAA
This is a messenger RNA of Megalobrama amblycephala (Wuchang bream), 6064 nucleotides long. RefSeq names its product vascular endothelial growth factor Ba (gene vegfba). Gene Ontology annotation, biological process: positive regulation of mast cell chemotaxis; induction of positive chemotaxis; positive regulation of angiogenesis. Gene Ontology annotation, molecular function: vascular endothelial growth factor receptor binding; heparin binding; growth factor activity. Gene Ontology annotation, cellular component: membrane. NCBI's taxonomy places the organism in Eukaryota, Metazoa, Chordata, Actinopteri, Cypriniformes, Xenocyprididae. The record is from RefSeq and is a predicted model, not a curated record. The coding region runs from base 1320 to 2063 and encodes 247 amino acids. The transcript is spliced from 8 exons.